Messenger RNA from Naegleria gruberi, 1050 nucleotides. RefSeq lists its product as uncharacterized. The record is from RefSeq and is a predicted model, not a curated record. Bases 1 to 1050 code for a protein of 349 amino acids. Lineage: Eukaryota; Heterolobosea; Eutetramitea; Acrasida; Naegleriidae. The transcript has a single exon. Gene Ontology annotation, molecular function: oxidoreductase activity.
AUGGCAGAAAUCCCAACCACACAAAAACAAUAUCGUCUACAACAUUUUGAAGGCACACAUGGUCUUACUCUCUUCCCUUCAGAACCAGUAGAAACUCCCCAAAGAAAACAAGUCCUUGUUCGUUUACAUGCAGCCAGUCUCAACUUUAGAGACAUUCUCAUCUCGAGAGGUCAAUUUGGAAGUUUCUCCUUCCCACCAGGAUUAAUUCCACUCUCAGAUGGAGCUGGACAAGUAGUUGCCUUGGGAGAUGAAGUAACUUCCUUUCAAAUUGGUGAUCGUGUAUGUGGAACCUUCUUUGAAACUUGGCAAGAUGGUCCUAUCACUCCUGACAAUGUCUCUCGUGCUCUUGGUGCUACUGUACCAGGAGUCUUGGCUCAAUAUCGUGUCUUUGAAGAGAGUGCUUUGAUCAAGUUUCCUUCUCAUUUGAGUUAUGAACAAGCUUCAACCUUACCAUGUGCUGCAGUCACUGCAUGGAGUGCUCUCAAUGAGAAUGGUGUCAAGGCAGGCCCAGGCGAAACUGUUCUCAUUAUUGGAACUGGUGGUGUCUCUCUGUUUGGUCUUCAAUUUGCAGUAAGAGCUGGUUGCCAAGUUAUGGUACUGUCCUCCAGUGAUGAAAAGUUAAAACUCGCUCAAUCUCUUGGUGCUUCUUUUUUAAUUAAUUAUAAGAAACAUCCAGAUUGGGAAAUUAAGGUGAGAGAAAUUACUAACGGAAAAGGUGUCGAUCAUGUGUUGGAAGUUGGUGGAGAGGGCACUUUGAAUCGUUCACUGGAUGCUGUGCGUUUGGGAGGGCAUGUCCAUAUUAUUGGUGUUUUGGCCAAGUCUGCUGGAACCUGUAGUGGAUUUGGAGAGAAGGUUCUCUAUAGUUCGGUCCAGAUGAGGGGAAUUUAUAUUGGAUCGAGAGGUGUGUUUGAGAGGAUGAACAAGUCCAUUGAAAUUAAUGAAAUUAAACCUGUUGUAGAUAGGGUGUUUGACUUUGAGAAUGUAAAAGAAGCUUUUGAGUAUUUGGCUAGUGGAAAGCACUUUGGAAAGGUUGUAAUCAGAAUUGACUAG